UUUCUAUACUUUAUUUUUUUCUAAUUCCAUGCUUGCACGCAUCUGAAGCUCGUCGUUGAGAUGUGUGUAUACAGACCCAAACUAUUAAACUGGAUAGGUUCAAUUAUCUAGCCUUAUUACUUGCACGUCUCAGCAACCAAAGAAUUAUUUAACAGGGCAGGCUAACGGAAGAAGAAGAACUGAGAGAGCUGCAACCAUGAUGGACUUGGUUGAUGUUUUAUGCCGCGUCUAUGCACGCCAUGCUGACCGUCGGAUGUCGCCACUGGUGGCGUCCACGCGUACGAUUUCGUUGACGGGUCCUUGCCAUUCGCGCCCCACCAUCACGUCCGUCCAUCUUCCAUCGUGGAUAUAAAAAUCCAGGGAUUGGAACCCGGAAAGACAGACAGGGAGAGAUCUCCUUAUAAUUAAAAUAACAAAAUAAACAGGAAAACGAAAAUAAAACUGAAUUUAAUACCCAGCUCAAGUCCGGUUCCUUCUCCGUGCUGGGAGGGUGGCGGACGCAGCGGCAGAUCCCGACAGAGAGAAAAAAAACCGAUCCCAGAAAGACCGAGCAGGCGAGAGCCCAUGCCUGUUUCUCCGCCUCCGCCGGCCUAGGAUAAGCUAACGUUCGCCGUGGAUGGGCCAGUCCUCCUCGACCCCCUGCCACCGCCGUCCGAAACUCCCCUUUGCCGCCGCCCGGCCGUCCGCCGCAAUGAUCCCGGCGGCCGCCAUCUUCACCGGCCCCGCACGGGAUCACACGGCCGACCUCCCCGACGAGUGCCUCGCCCUCAUCUUCCAGUCCCUCGGCUCCGGCGACCGCAAGAGGUGUUCCCUCGUCUGCCGUCGGUGGCUCGCCGUUGAGGGCCAGAGUCGUCACCGCCUCGCCCUCGACGCCCGUGCCGCCCUCCUGGAAGCCGCCGCCGCCCUCUUCGGCCGCUACGACGCCGUCUCCAAGCUUGCCCUCAAGUGCGACCGCCGCUCCGAUAGCAUCGGCGACGAGGCCCUCGCUCUCAUAUCCCUCCGCUGCCCCAAUCUCACCCGCCUCAAGCUCCGCGCCUGCCGCGCCAUCACGGAGCGCGGGAUGGCCGCGCUCGCCAAGCACUGCCCUAACCUUCGCAAGCUCUCCUGUGGCUCCUGCACCUUCGGCUCCAAAGGCGUCGAGGCCGUCCUCCAAGGGUGCGCCUUCCUCGAGGAGCUCUCCAUCAAGCGCCUCCGCGGCCUUUCCGACGCCUCCGCCGACCCCGUCGGCCCCGGCGCCGCCGCUGCCUCCCUCCGCUCCGUCUGCCUCAAGGAGCUCUACAACGGCCAGUGUUUCGCCCCCCUCAUCGCCGGCUCCCCCAACCUCAAGAUCCUCAAGCUCUUCCGAUGCUCCGGCGACUGGGACCGCCUCCUCGGGGCCAUCGCCGACGGCGUCCCCGGGAUUGUCGAGAUCCACCUCGAGAAGCUCCAGGUUAGCGACCUUGGCCUCGCCGCCCUCUCCUCCUGCGCCGAUCUCGAAGUCCUCCACCUUGUGAAGACCCCCGAAUGCACCGAUGCCGGCCUCGCGACCCUCGCCGACAAGUGCCGUCUCCUCCGGAAGAUCCACAUCGACGGGUGGAAGACGAACCGGAUCGGCGACGAAGGCCUCAUGGCCGUGGCCCGGCGGUGCCCCAACCUUCAAGAGCUGGUCCUGAUCGGGGUCAAUCCGACGACUUUAAGUUUGGGGCUCAUCGCAAGCAAUUGCCGUAACCUUGAGCGCCUCGCCCUUUGUGGCAGCGAGACCUUUGGGGACGCCGAGAUGUCCUGCAUCGCUGCUAAAUGUGUGGCUUUGAAGAAGCUCUGCAUCAAAGGAUGCCCGGUUUCGGACCAGGGGAUGGAGGCCCUCGUGGAGGGGUGCCCGAAGUUGGUCAAGGUGAAGGUGAAGAAGUGCCGGGGAGUGACGCCUGAGUUUGUUGACUGGUUAAGAGGGAGCAGGGCAACACUGGCUGUCAACUUGGAUCUUGUUAGCCCGAUCGAGCAACCAGAUGCGACAUUAAGUGAGAGUGGAAUUCUAGAUAAUGGCAACGAGCAGCUUCCAGCGAUGGUGGAUCAGAUUGGCUCUGUGGAGCUUCCGUCGAGCAGUAAUGGUCGGUCAUGUCCUUGGAAGGCUAGGAUGGGUUUUCUGGCGGGGAGGAAUUUCUUCGCCUCCACUUUCAGGCGAUGGUCUCAUGGGAGCAGCAAUCCACACCACUCAUGAAAAAAAGGGAAAGAGAAGAACUCUUUCUUUUGCUGUUUACAUUUUUAGUAUUUGCAUCUGUAUGUUAAUCAGCUUCUUCAUAAUUUAGGCUGGUGCUCUGUCAUUAUUGUUGGUGAUAUGCUGAUCGUUGCUGUCUUCUGGAAUUGAAAUAUAGGUAGUUUUGUUGCCUAAAGUGGUUGAUCAUUGCUUCUUUCUAGCAUCAUUCCCCCCCCUGGACUUCUUUGAAUUGUUUAUGUUAUGUUUAUUCAAACUUUUUAUGUUUACAAAAA
This is a messenger RNA of Elaeis guineensis (African oil palm), 2463 nucleotides long. Its product is annotated as F-box protein At1g47056. Gene Ontology annotation, cellular component: SCF ubiquitin ligase complex. Gene Ontology annotation, biological process: SCF-dependent proteasomal ubiquitin-dependent protein catabolic process. The record is from RefSeq and is a predicted model, not a curated record. Lineage: Eukaryota; Viridiplantae; Streptophyta; Magnoliopsida; Arecales; Arecaceae. Gene Ontology annotation, molecular function: protein binding.